This is a messenger RNA of Bicyclus anynana (squinting bush brown), 1873 nucleotides long. RefSeq names its product T-complex protein 1 subunit zeta (gene CCT6). Gene Ontology annotation, cellular component: chaperonin-containing T-complex. Gene Ontology annotation, molecular function: ATP-dependent protein folding chaperone; ATP hydrolysis activity; ATP binding. Gene Ontology annotation, biological process: protein folding. The transcript is spliced from 6 exons. Bases 104 to 1699 code for a protein of 531 amino acids. Lineage: Eukaryota; Metazoa; Arthropoda; Insecta; Lepidoptera; Nymphalidae. The record is from RefSeq and is a predicted model, not a curated record.
UUAAAAAAUUGUCUUUGUCUAUGGCCACCGUUUUCGUUCGAGUGUGACUGUAAUUGUGGUUUGAUUAAGUUUUUCUUAAUUUUGUAUUCAAUAAUCUAAAACAAUGUCCGCAAUAAGCCUAUUAAAUCCCAAAGCUGAGUUUGCGAGAGCAGCUCAAGCUUUAGCUGUAAACAUGUCGGCCGCAAAAGGUAUUCAAGAUGUAAUGAAAACUAACCUCGGUCCCAAAGGCACAAUGAAAAUGUUGGUGUCUGGUGCUGGCGACAUAAAGAUUACCAAAGAUGGAAACGUAUUGCUUCACGAGAUGCAGAUCCAGCAUCCAACUGCGUCGCUCAUCGCUCGUGCUUCUACCGCGCAGGAUGACGCGACGGGUGAUGGCACCACCUCCACUGUUCUACUGAUUGGAGAGUUAUUGAAGCAGGCUGAUAUUUACAUUAGUGAAGGUUUGCAUCCAAGAAUCCUUACUGAAGGUUAUGAUGUAGCGCGGAACAAGGCUCUUGAAAUUUUGGAAACUAUGAAAGUUCCAAUUGAGAUCAAGAGGGAGAAUCUACUUGAUGUUGCUCGUACUUCUUUGAAGACCAAGGUUCAUCCGAGUCUAGCUGAUGUGUUAACCGCAGCAUGUGUGGAUGCUGUGCUGGCGAUACGCACGCCAGACAAGCAUGUCGAUCUUCACAUGGUAGAACUCAUGGAGAUGCAACAUAAGACUGCCACUGAGACUACCCUUAUCAAAGGUUUAGUAAUGGACCAUGGUGCCCGUCAUCCUGACAUGCCCAAGCGUGUCGAGAACGCUUACAUACUGACGUGCAAUGUAUCACUUGAGUAUGAAAAAACUGAAGUCAAUUCUGGUUUCUUCUAUAAAUCAGCAGAAGACAGGGAGAAGCUUAUUGCAGCAGAGAGAGAUUUUAUUGAUCAAAGAGUUAAAAAGAUAAUUGCUUUGAAGAAGAAAUUAUGUGAUGGUACCAAUAAAACAUUUGUGGUUAUAAAUCAGAAGGGUGUUGAUCCUCUUUCACUUGAUGCCUUUGCUAAAGAGGGUAUCAUUGCUUUGCGUAGAGCUAAGAGGCGCAACAUGGAACGUCUAGCAUUAGCGUGCGGUGGUACUGCUAUGAAUUCAGUGGAUGAUCUGUCAGAAGAACACCUUGGAUAUGCUGGACUUGUUUACGAACACAUACUAGGAGAAGACAAAUACACCUUUGUCGAAGAGUGUAAGAACCCUCAGUCGGUGACAAUUCUCAUCAAAGGCCCUAAUAAGCACACUCUUACACAGAUCAAAGAUGCUGUACGUGAUGGCCUUAGAGCGAUCAACAAUGCAAUUGAGGAUAAAUGUUUGGUACCCGGUGCUGGAGCUUUUGAGAUUAAAGCUAACAUUGAACUGCAGAAAUACAAGGAUUCUGUUAAAGGAAAAUCUCGUCUCGGUAUCCAAGCAUAUGCUGAAGCUUUACUGGUUAUUCCAAAAACUUUAGCUGUCAAUUCUGGAUAUGAUGCUCAAGAUACUAUUGUAAAACUUCAAGAGGAGUCGCGUUUAAGCCCUGAUCCUAUUGGCUUAGAUCUUAGCACUGGUGAAGCCAUUAAACCAGCUGAUCUGGGGAUUUAUGACAACUACAUUGUGAAGAAGCAGAUCUUGAACUCGUGUUCUGUUAUUGCCAGCAAUCUCCUUCUUGUCGAUGAAAUAAUGAGAGCUGGAAUGUCUAGCCUUAAAGGAUAAUAUAAUUAGUACUGUUGGCAUAAAAAUAAUUAUACUGCCUUAUUUACUUCUAACAUUAUUUCUUUUAGUUAACAAGAGCUUUUUCUUUCAAAACCAGUUGGUGCAAAGUGCAAAACGUAUUAUUGAUGCUUAAUUUUAAUUAAUUAAUAUAAACUAAUAAAUACUUUAAAAUAA